Molecule: messenger RNA, 2144 nt
Organism: Durio zibethinus
Lineage: Eukaryota; Viridiplantae; Streptophyta; Magnoliopsida; Malvales; Malvaceae
Product: protein TRIGALACTOSYLDIACYLGLYCEROL 4, chloroplastic
Biological process (GO): ER to chloroplast lipid transport; acylglycerol transport
Cellular component (GO): chloroplast envelope
Molecular function (GO): phosphatidic acid binding
Source: RefSeq, a predicted model, not a curated record
GCUAGUAAAAAAAAAAUUUAUCUUUUUGUAAGAUUUUUACCCUUGUAAGAGCAAUAAAAAUUCUUAUAGAAAAGAGAACAGGAAAAUUAUUUGUCAGAUUAUCAUCGUGUGUUAUAGUUUCCCCUUUUAUCACAUUUGUUAGAACACUGAAAAAGAAAACAUUUCUUGAACAUUUAGGUGUUCCUAUAAUACAUGAAUACCAUUUCAUAUUUUUGCUCAAAUGAAAUUUAAUUUCCACGUGGCAAGCUUGACCAAUGCACCCAUGCCAUCAUACAUGGGAUGGGCCACUGGAAUCAUCUUCACUGAAAUGCCACUAAAAACAAGCGAAGAGUCAUAGACGCCCCAAGGCUUAAAGCCUUAAACCCUCUCACCUUGAAAACGUAACCCUCUAACCGAACCCCCAUCAAAGGCCAAAGAAGACCGAAACCCUUUUCUCUCAUCAUCUCAAAGUGCUACAAAAACAGCUCAGAUAAGGAAAAACCUAAACCUCAAACCCACCAAGUACUCUACUCAAGGUCAGGGGCAAAGUGUAGCCAAAAUGGCGAACUUGAAGUCGGCAAUGGACUCUGCAUUUUGGGAUCAGAACAUAUCCACCCCACAGACUUUGGAAGGCUCGGCGAAGUCAGUUCCAGGGGAGCCGUUUCCGUUGGAUGGAGCUCGAGCCAGCAAAGCCCUUAGAAUUCAGCAGCUUUCAUUUCUAAGAAAUGUGUUUCCUUUGGGUAUCAUUCCUUCUUUAUCUCCUUCUUCACAGAAAGAGUUGGGUUCUUUCUCUUUUCAGUCUCUCUUGCUCAGACCCUCCACUUCUAACUGGUGGCUUGGAAUUAUUGGUCAGUUUAGGCCAAAGAAACUUAUUUCUGCUAUUAAAACGAAGCUUCAGAGUGCUGAUGAGUUGAAGCUUUCUGAUUUCCGAAAUGCACCCAAGCAUUUUCUUGACAAGUCACUGUAUUCAAUUGCAUUAGCUACACAGCUUUCCUUGUCUCCUUCUUUAUCCUUAAUUUGGAGCACAGAGAAGCAGGGGGAGAGGAAAGGUUAUCGCAACAAGUUCAAGCUUUAUCAUCAGCUUCCUAAUCAUGAUAUCACUCUGGAUGCUGCAUGGCCUGAGCUUUUUAUGGACCAUAAAGGAAAAUAUUGGGAGGUUCCAGAAUCAAUAUCCUUAGACAUGUCUUCACUUCCUUCUGAUUCGGGGUUGCUAUAUCAUUUUGGUAUACAUAAAAACAGUGGUCAUCCCCACGAUUUCAAUGCAGCAGAUGGUGAGGCGCCUACUUCUUUAAUGCCAGGAUUAUGUGCAAAGGCCGCAUUUUCUUAUGAGAAGAGCAAGGAUAUUUGGAGGCAAAACGAGAUAGAAGAGGAUCGCAUCGUAGAGACAGACGAAGGUUCAUUUUUGGUACCAUCAUAUGAUAUUCGUCUUGAAGAACCACAUGCAGCAAUAUCUGGAAUUAUAGGAGGCACAUGUGCGGCCUGGUUUGGGAAAGACUCCACAAGUGCUGAAUUACGGAGAGAGGGUAACUUUCCCACAACCAAUAAGAAGAGAAGUCCUUUGAACGCGGAUUUAUUUGCCUCAGCUUGCUACACUUUUCAGUAUGGGCAGUUUUGGAGGCAAUACGGUGAUCUAACCCGAGUAGAUGCCCGUUUGGACAUAUGUUCACUUUCAUCACUUGCCAAAAGAGUUUUCAAGAGUUCUCCUAGUGCAGACAAUUCACUAUCAUCUCCCAGACUUAAUUUGAUCUUUCAACAGCAGGUUGCAGGGCCAAUUGUCUUUCGAGUAGAUUCAAAGUUGUUGCUUGAUUCUAAAUCAGGGAAACGAGGCCCUCAUAUUGAUGAUAUCAUAUACAGCCUGAGCUACUCCUUGAGGCUUCUGCAAUCUGGAAAAGUUGUUGCUUGGUAUUCUCCAAAAAGAAAAGAAGGGAUGAUAGAAUUGCGCCUUUUUGAAUUCUAACUCAUGUUCUUUUGUCAUAUCUAUGAUUACUUUGUUUAGAACACUAGCCUUCUUGUGGGGGGAAUUAUUAACCCAAAAUAUUUAAGUUUCUUCCUCUAAUCAUUAUAAUUAAUCCAAACCCGUUUGGACAUGGUUGAAUUACCAACUUUAUUGUGUUCGGUUCCCAUGUUUUGACACAUACAUGAUACAUUUGCCAAAAGAAACUGGG